UGGGACGGAGCCCUCGCGGCUCGGCGUCGCGUUUGGGUGACGUCAGAGGAGCGCGACCAGGAGGAGCAGUAGGAGAGUGAGGAGUGUGUGUGAGAGCGGUGAGUGAGCUGCGCACUGCGAUGACACGCGCGGUGUUUUACACACACACACACACACACACACACAGGUGUCUGAGCGCUGAGCUGUAAGUGACACACACUCACACACACACACACACUCACACACUCCUCCAGCAUGCCUCCGAGGCUCGUGCAGCUCUUCUCCAACAGCCGGAUCGUGGCGGGGCUGCUGGUCAACCUGCUCUCCUCCAUCUGCAUCGUCUUCAUCAACAAGUGGAUCUACGUGCACUACGGCUUCCCCAACAUGACCCUGACCCUAGUGCACUUCGUGGUCACCUGGCUCGGACUCUUCGUGUGCCAGAAGCUGGACAUCUUCUCCCCGAAGAGCCUGAGACCCUCCAGCAUCCUCCUGCUGGCGCUGAGCUUCUGCGGCUUCGUGGUCUUCACCAACCUGUCACUGCAGAACAACACCAUCGGAACCUACCAGCUCGCCAAGGCCAUGACCACCCCGGUCAUCAUCCUCAUCCAGAGCACCUACUACAGGAAGAGCUUCUCCACCCACAUCAAACUCAGCCUGGUGCCGAUCACGUUAGGGGUCGUCCUGAACUCCUACUACGAUGUGAAGUUUAACUUGUUGGGGAUUGUGUUUGCGACACUCGGAGUCCUCGUCACCUCUUUGUACCAAGUGUGGGUCGGGGCGAAGCAGCACGAGCUGCAGGUGAACUCCAUGCAAUUGCUGUACUACCAGGCGCCCAUGUCCUCCGCCUUCCUCCUCACACUCGUCCCCUUCUUCGAGCCCCUUACUGGAGAGGGGGGCAUCUUCGGGCCCUGGUCCCUGCAGGCCCUGGCCAUGGUGUUCCUGUCUGGAAUCAUCGCCUUCCUGGUCAAUCUGUCCAUCUACUGGAUCAUCGGGAACACGUCUGCUGUCACAUACAACAUGUUUGGUCACUUUAAGUUCUGCAUCACACUGCUGGGUGGCUACGUGCUGUUCUCCGACCCGCUGUCCCUCCACCAGGGCCUGGGCAUCUCCUGCACGCUGUUCGGCAUCCUCACAUACACACACUUCAAACUCGGCGAGCAGGACCAGGCCAAGAGUCGACUCAUUCAAAGACCUUGAGUACGAUGAGCACGCCCUGCAGCGGAGGGGGCGCGGUCUCACACACACACACACACACACACACACCGGGCGCACGGUGUACCCCAGAUACAGACACAUGGGUUACACCGAAAAUGGGCGUGUGGUGUCCCUCAGACACAGACACACUGUGUAACCCCGGACACAGACGCCUCCGUGUGGAGUAAACACGUGUGGAGUAGCGCGCCGCGACAGCUGUUUUUACUUCCUGCACAGUGUUUUCUUCAGAGUUCAAAUAAAGUGAUAAAAAACAUCAACUCUG
Messenger RNA from Clarias gariepinus (North African catfish), 1456 nucleotides. It is a transcript of the gene slc35e3, whose product is annotated as solute carrier family 35 member E3. Gene Ontology annotation, cellular component: Golgi apparatus. The transcript has 5 exons. Gene Ontology annotation, molecular function: nucleotide-sugar transmembrane transporter activity; antiporter activity. The record is from RefSeq and is a predicted model, not a curated record. The coding region runs from base 235 to 1176 and encodes 313 amino acids. NCBI's taxonomy places the organism in Eukaryota, Metazoa, Chordata, Actinopteri, Siluriformes, Clariidae.